AUGGGUAUCAAAGGCUGGCAUUACAGGGUGCUUCGUUCCUCCAACUUCAAAAAGAUGCUCGCCCUUGUCCCCGAUGGUGUAAUCACCGCGGUCCAUGAGUUUAUAUAUUAUACUGAGACUGAAAAUGAUAUCGAACUCCACUUUGAGAACGGAUACCAACGUAAGGUCGAUAUCCUCGUCGGUGCAGAUGGUAAUCGAUCAAAGGUUUCACAACAGGCUUUUGGCGACCCUCACCUAUUUCACACCGGAAUUCGUCUUUGGCUCGCCUGGUGCGAUUACAUUCCCGAUAUCCCUCCCAAUUAUGGUGUUGUCUCUCAUGACUACCAGCACCAAACCAGCUUUUUUCCAAUGCUGCAUGUGGGGAAGUCCAGGUUUGAGUGGUGGGUAGUCGAGCCGUCUUGGGAGGGGAAGCCUGUCCCGGAAGACCCAAAGGCAUAUCUUAUGGAAAUAUUAGAAGACUGGGCACAGCCAAUGCCUCGUUCUCUAGUGGCCACUAACUUUGACAGGCAGAUUUAUUGCUGGGAAAUCUAUAAUUGA
Aspergillus luchuensis is the source of this 537-nucleotide messenger RNA. RefSeq lists its product as uncharacterized. The record is from RefSeq and is a predicted model, not a curated record. The transcript has a single exon. The coding region runs from base 1 to 537 and encodes 178 amino acids. NCBI's taxonomy places the organism in Eukaryota, Fungi, Ascomycota, Eurotiomycetes, Eurotiales, Aspergillaceae.